Messenger RNA from Pyrus x bretschneideri (Chinese white pear), 1223 nucleotides. RefSeq lists its product as uncharacterized. The transcript has 2 exons. The record is from RefSeq and is a predicted model, not a curated record. Gene Ontology annotation, biological process: regulation of DNA endoreduplication. The coding region runs from base 488 to 1009 and encodes 173 amino acids. NCBI's taxonomy places the organism in Eukaryota, Viridiplantae, Streptophyta, Magnoliopsida, Rosales, Rosaceae.
UGUACCCUCUCUUUCUAGUACAAAAUUGUCAUAUUAUUCCACCUUCCGAUCCAUAUCCAAAACCUAGAGAGAGAGAGUUUCAUUCGAUUUAUUAGUGUGAGAGUUACAAUUUCAAUCCCUCUCGCUCUCGGCGUUGGAUCCAAUGCACACAAACUCUCUCCCAUCUCAUCUGCCUUUCCAGUUACACCGAAAAAUUACUCCAUCGUCGAAAGACUUUCAAGAAACUCAAUCUUUCGUAGGGUUAUGUAGCUAAAACAGUUUCCCUUCUUUCCUCUACCUCUAAAAGUGAAGCAAAGCUCUCACAGAAAUACCAGAAAACCCAACCCGAUUGGGAAUAGGAAUACCAGAGUAAUGUGAAUUCGAUCGGUCGGUCAUAUUUAUAUCGAUCAAUACAUCCCGUAUAUUCUAAAUUCCUUUCUUUCUUCCCACCCACCAUUGAUUCCGAUAUCUCCUUUCCGUCUUCUUCGUCUUUGCAUGAUCGUCGUUCAUGGAGUCAAACCUAGUCGACCGGAUCUCCGUCUUCAACGUCUCGAAUUCACUCAAACAAGACCGGAGCGAGAAACCCAUGUCGGAGUUUCGAUCCACGCCGUCGGAUCACGAUCAUGCGCCUCAUGAUCAUCAACAACAAGAACGGUCCAAGAAACAACAAACAAAGCAGUCCCAGAACAUUACACCAGAUCACAUUAACACCCCGGCAAAACAAGACCGCAAGAAGCCGCCGCUGCCGGGGGAAGAUGAAUCGUCGACGAACGGCAAGGAUGUCAUGGAUGAGGACGACGACGGGUUCAAAACGCCGACGUCUCUGGAGCACAAAAUCCCGCCGAUGACAGAAUGUCCACCAGCGCCGCGAAAACCGUUUCUAAAGAGAAGGCGGUCGCCUUCGCCUCCGCCGCCGGCUGCUCGCAGAAAGGUUCAGUUUACUCAAGCACAACUGAAUGAUAUUUUCUCCAACUUUUUACUCGUCCCGGAUGCGCGCGCCAAAAUCAAGAAAGCCAGACGAUCAGAGUGAUUAAUUAAAUUGUUCGAUAUUCGUCCAUCCAUAUUAUUCAUGAUCUUGGUUAAAGGGAAGGUGACGUAUUAAAGUUGGAAAAAGAAGAAAGAAGAAGAUUUUAUGUUCUUUUGUGCUCGAGGUGUUAUUCUCUUCUUCUACUAAAGAUAAUGAGACUGAAGAAAAAUACAAAUUAUUAUGUUUCGUACAAACGAAAGUUUAGUUCUUUGCAUAA